This is a messenger RNA of Megalops cyprinoides (Indo-Pacific tarpon), 2178 nucleotides long. RefSeq names its product protein tyrosine phosphatase non-receptor type 18 (gene ptpn18). The transcript has 17 exons. The coding region runs from base 195 to 1754 and encodes 519 amino acids. Gene Ontology annotation, molecular function: non-membrane spanning protein tyrosine phosphatase activity. Gene Ontology annotation, cellular component: cytoplasm; nucleus. NCBI's taxonomy places the organism in Eukaryota, Metazoa, Chordata, Actinopteri, Elopiformes, Megalopidae. The record is from RefSeq and is a predicted model, not a curated record. Gene Ontology annotation, biological process: peptidyl-tyrosine dephosphorylation.
AAUGUGCCGCUUUACUGUAAUCACAAGGACAACGUUCAGAAAGGCAAUUAAUACGCAUUACUAAAAAAAAAAAAAAAGUAAUAAUAAUAAUCACACGAGGUCUCAAAACAAGACAAUCGUAUUGGCACAGCUUGUAGAAAAUAGCAUACAAUACUGUUUUUAUUUGAAUUGUUGAGACACGGUCCUUAACACAAAUGGAUAGACAACUGAUGAAGUUCGUGGAUCGGGUGAAAUCUCUCAAAAAUAUUGGCAGUGGUGGCUUGGACGAAAUUGCCUCUGAGUACAGCAUUAUCCGUGCUCAGGCGGGAGACCUCAAAGGGAGCAGCGGCUUCACAACAGAGGCUGGACAGCUCAAGGACAACGUUAAGAAGAACCGUUACAAGGACAUCUUGCCCUAUGACCAGACACGUGUGCCCCUUUCCCCGCUGGAAAACGAGUCCGAAUCUGACUACAUCAACGCCAGCUUCAUCCAGGGUGCGAUUGGGAACAAACAAUACAUAGCCACUCAGGGCCCCCUCAGCCAUACUCUGGGAGAUUUCUGGAGGAUGGUUUGGCAGUACAAUGUGAAGGUCAUUAUCAUGGCCUGCAGAGAAAUAGAACUGGGGAAGAGAAAGUGUGAGCGCUACUGGUCAUCUCACACAGAGACCUCCGUCUUCGGAGCUUUCGCUGUAACAAAUUUGGAAGAGCGUAGCCCAAAUGAAGAAGUGGUCAUACGGACUCUCUUAGUGAAAUAUCAAGAUGAAACGCGUACAAUCACUCAGUUUCAGUACACAGCGUGGCCAGACCACGGCAUUCCCUGCGCGUCAGACGGCAUCUUGGGAAUGAUGGUGAUGGUCCGCAAAACGCAAGGGCCCAGCACAGCUCCCAUCCUCAUCCACUGCAGUGCUGGCUGUGGAAGAACAGGGGUGAUCUGCACGGUGGACUACGUGCACGACCUUCUGCUCACAAACCGAAUCAGGGAGGACUUCAGCAUUAUGGAGAUCGUCAUGGCGAUAAGGAGGCAGAGACCAUCGGCUGUUCAGACUAAGGAACAGUAUGAGUUUGUAUACCACACUGUGGGACAGAUGUUUGAGAAGGCUUUACUGAGUCAGUGUAACAACUACCAGAACCUGACUGAGAACCGCUUGCCUCUGUAUGACGAUGUGUACUCAGUGAAGAUUCAGCGGAGACAGACAUCCUCCUGCAGAGCCGGCGACCUACAGCCCAAACGAAAGUCCAACCUACUGCCACAGACUUCACACCCCCUGGGACAGAAGAUGAAUGAUACCUACGCUGUUGUCAACAAACCCAAACACCGCCCGCCCCCAGAAUCCACCUCUCCCCUGCCUACAGCCCAUCACUAUGACAACGCAGACCUGGGAGGCCCAAGCCCUCCGGCUGACGCUCUCUACAGUACAGUGAAACCCAAGAACCGCUGCAGCGUCGUCCCAGCCUCCACGGCCACCUAUGACAGAGUGAUACCAGCCAGUGACAGAGGAGCAGAGGCCUCAGUGACAUCAGACCAAGGCAACUACGAGCUGGUCCAAGGAGUCUUCAGCACCUCCAGCAGAAACACAGCGCCUGCGAACUCCCAUCAAAUUAGAAGACCUUCUGAGGCUCGCUCCUCAACGGAUGAUGACUAUGAAUACAUCUCCAACCCCCUCAAAGAUGUGACCAGUUAUUGCUCUCCAGGCAGUAUGGGGUUCAACUGUCGAAUCAAGAAACCCAAAGGUCCCCGUGACCCCCCGGCAGAGUGGAGCCGAGCGGAGCGGUAACGUGCCAAACCGGGCCGUGAACGUGCUGCAAGCCCAGCCGGGGGGCAGGGGUGGGGGGGGGAUUGCCGUUUUCGUCAUGGCAACGACCGAGGGACUGGGUACAAAACCGCUUCUCAAACUGGAAGACCCAGCACGACAUGCAUCAGUGGGACGGGCCGGAGGAACUGUCUGCUGCGCAGGGUGUACACACACAGAACUGGAAUAAUGCAGCGAAUGUGAGAGAAUGUGUAGAGAUGGAGGCCUGCGGUUUCUCCUCACGCUGCACAGCUGUGAGAUCGCCGUCUUCACAGCCGUGCCAUGCAACAGGAGAGCAGAGCGAAGAUGCAGGCGUGACUGACGCCGCCCAGAAACAUUUCAUCUGAAUUUAUUAUUAGCCUAUAAACAUGUGUGAUUCUUCUGCAUUUGUGUAAUGGUAUGUACAUGA